Molecule: messenger RNA, 933 nt
Organism: Caenorhabditis angaria
Lineage: Eukaryota; Metazoa; Nematoda; Chromadorea; Rhabditida; Rhabditidae
Source: the annotation of a GenBank genome assembly
AUGUUCCUUUCCGCCGGUUUUCAUUUGUUGAUCUUGAUUGCUGUGAUCACCGAAAUUGCGAGGUAUGAAGGGGUACUGUAGCUACAGUAAUCCAGAGUUCGAAGCGCUUUUUGAGUUCUGAUGCUGAAUUUUAUUGAGUUCCUGCGAAGAUUGAAGUUUUUUGGUAGAUCAUUUUAGGGUACCAUAGUUAGCAUCUGGGCUACUGUAGCUACAGUAGUUCAAAUCUAGAAAGUUCGCUGCGCCUUGAAAUUUUGAAUAAGACAGUGCCUAAUUUACUGAGCUAAGGGUCACAGGUUCGAAGGGUGCCUGCGAAGAUUUUUUUCGUAUAUUAUUUUUGGGUACCCCAAUUUAAAACCGGGUUACUGUAGCUUACACUAAACCAAACCUAGCACAUUUGGGUAUCAUUCGAUGCGCCUUGAAAUACGGUAUCCAAAAAUGUGAAUUAAAAAUUUCAGAGAACACAUAGCAGUCAGCGAACUAGAAGAUAUGGUGAUUAUCAGAAAGAAGGGAGAGAAAAUCUACCCGGUGAUAUUUUAUCCGGCCAUUUUCCCGCCCUUUCUCGUCGGCCUCAUAACGCUCAUCUUCGGAUUGUCUCGAAUCUAUUUCCUACUCUUCAUCAUUCUCGGUGUAUCGAUGAUCGAGAUUGGCAUCGCCAUUUAUUCGCUGACAGAAAUCGCGGAUGUUCGCGAGAAGAUGAAGCCGUUCUUCUUGCUGGCCGACCUGGUUCGAAGGGGUGAAAAUGAGUUUUGCGAUUUGUUGAAAGAUUUGGAAAAUAUUUUGCUGGUCAAUUCGAUUGUUUGCUAUUUUCAAAUUGCGAUGGCAAUUGCCACUUGUGUCUUGGUGAUUGUUAUUGCGAUUAUGAAUACACCUGGCAGAGGAAUUGGUGGGGAUGAGAAAAAAAUGGAGGAAGGAGAGGAGAGUGAGGAAACUUGA